GGAGGGGCUGCCGGCCUCGCCGACAGCUCCUUCCUGCUUCCCGCACGUCCUCGCCGCCGCGCCGCAGGUCGGGUCGUGAGUCCCGGCCGAGAGCUGCCUGCCGCCGCCGCCGCCGCCGCCGCUGCCCGGCCCGCGCCCCCGCCUCGCCCCGCGGCCCGCCCGUCCCCCUCGCGACCGCUCCGGAGCCCGCGCCGCCCCCGCGCCCCCGGCCAUGCUGUCCUUCCAGUACCCCGACGUGUACCGCGAUGAGACCGCCGUACAGGAUUAUCAUGGGCAUAAAAUUUGUGACCCUUACGCUUGGCUUGAAGACCCAGACAGCGAGCAGACAAAGGCUUUUGUGGAGGCCCAGAACAAGAUCACUGUACCAUUUCUUGAGCAGUGUCCUCUCAGAGGUUUAUACAAAGAGAGAAUGACUGAAUUGUAUGACUAUCCCAAGUACAGCUGCCACUUCAAGAAAGGGAAGAGGUAUUUCUAUUUUUACAAUACAGGUUUGCAGAACCAACGAGUAUUAUAUGUACAGGAUUCCUUAGAGGGUGAAGCCAGAGUGUUCCUUGACCCCAACAUACUCUCCGAUGACGGCACGGUGGCGCUCCGAGGCUAUGCAUUCAGUGAAGAUGGUGAAUAUUUUGCCUAUGGUCUGAGUGCCAGUGGCUCAGAUUGGGUGACGAUCAAGUUCAUGAAAGUCGAUGGUGCCAAAGAGCUUCCAGAUGUGCUCGAAAGAGUCAAGUUCAGCUGUAUGGCCUGGACCCACGAUGGGAAGGGAAUGUUCUACAACGCAUACCCACAACAGGAUGGGAAAAGUGAUGGCACAGAAACAUCCACCAAUCUCCACCAAAAGCUCUGCUACCAUGUCUUGGGGACUGAUCAGUCAGAAGAUAUUUUGUGUGCUGAGUUUCCCGAUGAGCCUAAGUGGAUGGGUGGAGCUGAGUUAUCUGACGACGGUCGCUACGUCUUGUUGUCGAUAAGGGAGGGGUGUGAUCCCGUAAACCGACUCUGGUAUUGUGACCUCCAGCGGGAACCCAGCGGCAUCACCGACAGAAAAGAUCCAUUCCCCCCACUACAUACAAACCACACCAUUUCAACCCCUGGAGAGGUGACAGAGGUGCUUGGUCUCUCACCAGGAAUCCUGAAGUGGGUGAAACUGAUCGACAACUUCGAAGGGGAAUAUGACUAUGUAACCAACGAGGGCACGGUGUUCACGUUCAAGACAAAUCGCCAUUCUCCCAACUACCGCCUGAUCAACAUUGACUUCACAGAUCCCGAGGAGUCCAAGUGGAAGGUGCUUGUUCCUGAGCAUGAGAAAGACGUCUUAGAGUGGGUAGCUUGCGUCAGGUCCAACUUUUUGGUGUUAUGCUACCUCCAUAACGUAAAGAACAUUCUGCAGCUUCACGACCUAGCCACCGGUGCUCUCCUCAAGACCUUCCCGCUUGAGGUCGGCAGCGUCGUGGGGUACAGCGGUCAGAAGAAGGACACCGAAAUCUUCUAUCAGUUUACUUCCUUUUUAUCUCCAGGUAUCAUUUAUCACUGUGAUCUGACCAAAGAGGAACUGGAGCCCAGAGUCUUCCGAGAGGUGACUGUGAAAGGAAUCGAUGCUUCCGAUUACCAGACAGUUCAGGUUUUCUACCCUAGCAAGGAUGGUACGAAGAUUCCAAUGUUCAUCGUGCAUAAAAAGGGCAUAAAAUUGGAUGCCUCUCAUCCCGCUUUCCUAUACGGCUACGGCGGCUUCAACAUAUCUAUCACACCCAACUACAGUGUGUCCAGGCUCAUCUUUGUGAGACACAUGGGUGGCGUCCUUGCAGUGGCCAACAUCAGAGGAGGUGGGGAAUACGGAGAGACGUGGCAUAAAGGUGGUAUCUUGGCCAACAAACAAAACUGCUUUGAUGACUUCCAGUGUGCUGCUGAAUAUCUUAUCAAGGAAGGUUACACAUCUCCCAAGAGGCUGACUAUUAAUGGAGGUUCAAAUGGAGGCCUCUUAGUAGCUGCAUGUGCAAAUCAGCGUCCUGACCUCUUUGGUUGUGUUAUUGCCCAAGUUGGAGUAAUGGACAUGCUGAAGUUCCAUAAAUACACUAUUGGUCACGCCUGGACCACUGAUUAUGGGUGCUCAGACAACAAACAACACUUUGACUGGCUCAUCAAAUAUUCUCCACUGCACAACGUGAAGCUACCAGAGGCAGACGACAUCCAGUACCCGUCCAUGCUUCUCCUCACUGCGGACCAUGACGACCGCGUGGUCCCGCUUCACUCCCUGAAGUUCAUUGCCACCCUUCAGUACCUGGUGGGCCGCAGUCGGAAGCAGAACAAUCCCCUGCUUAUCCACGUGGACACCAAGGCAGGCCACGGGGCUGGGAAGCCCACAGCCAAAGUAAUAGAAGAAGUGUCAGACAUGUUUGCAUUCAUAGCGCGCUGCCUGAACAUCGACUGGAUUCAGUAAAUGGCAUUUCCCACUCCCUCUGACCACUGCGGAAAACCUCAAGGGCUCUCACACCAUUAAAACCGAGAAACCACUGGGCGUAAUGCCUCCCCACACGAACACUGUUCCUGCACUCACGGACUGCAGAUGAACAGAACUGCCGUGGGAAUUUUAUCUUUUCUAGGCUUCUCCUUUUUAGCAGGCCCUUGGCGUUUCUUUUUCCACCCUGUGCAGGCACAUAUUUUAAAAGGAAAAAAAGGCAUGUUCGGAUAAAUAGCUAAUGGCAGCCAACACAUUGUGAAUAUUAGAUUGCUGAAUUCAGAGUCAUGGUCAGGCAUACUUCAUAUAGAGCACCUCAGUGAAACUUGCUUCUCUAACUAUAACCAAUAUACCUUUACAUAAAUGUGAGACUUGUUCUCCUGAAAAAGACUUCUUUGCAACAAUAAUAAAUGUUAUUUAAGAAUGA
This is a messenger RNA of Balaenoptera acutorostrata (minke whale), 2876 nucleotides long. It is a transcript of the gene PREP, whose product is annotated as prolyl endopeptidase. Lineage: Eukaryota; Metazoa; Chordata; Mammalia; Artiodactyla; Balaenopteridae. Bases 212 to 2431 code for a protein of 739 amino acids. The transcript is spliced from 15 exons. Gene Ontology annotation, biological process: proteolysis. Gene Ontology annotation, cellular component: cytosol. Gene Ontology annotation, molecular function: serine-type endopeptidase activity; oligopeptidase activity. The record is from RefSeq and is a predicted model, not a curated record.